UCCACCGGCACUACCGCUGCGAGUGGCCGCUCCCGCAGUUGCUGCUCUCCGCCUUCCCCAUCCACAACGAGACCCUCUCUCUGGCUCUGCCAUCCACGACCACAACAAAACACUGGAAUUCGCUUGGAAGGCCUCAACAGAAAUUGUGGGGGACGGGGGUAGUUGCGUCAAAACACACGUUUGGACCGAACCGAGCGUGAUUGCGUGAAGUCCACUGCGGCCCGUCUGAUGCAAAGAAAGCAGCCCUGUUUCUUGAUCUGCUCCUGCUGAUUCUUCCUUGAACCGGGACUCCCAGGCGGAGCCCCUCAGUCUCCAUGGUGGAGGCAGCAGAAGGCAGCAGACUGCUGUUGCAAGAAGAGGGCGGAGGGGGAGAUCGAGAACGGCUCCUCCUCCUUCCACAGGAUGCUGAUCUCAUCACAGGUGAUGGAUCUGUUGAUAUAAAAGGGCGUCCUGCCCCAAAGCACACCACAGGCAAUUGGAGAGCAUGCUUUUCCAUUCUAGUAUUUUAUCUUUUUUGACAGGCAAUGAAUUUUGUGAGAGACUGGCCUACUAUGGAAUUGCAAGAAACCUAGUUACUUAUCUGAAAGUAAAGCUUCAUCUAGGCAAUCUUGAAGCUGCAAGAAACGUUACCACUUGGCAAGGGACAUGCUAUCUCACUCCCCUUAUUGGAGCCAUCUUAGCAGAUUCUUACUGGGGAAAGUACUGGACUAUUGCUGUUUUCUCAUCAAUUUAUUUUAUUGGCCUAGCUAUUUUAACGCUAUCAGCAUCAGUUCCAGCACUGCAGCCACCUACAUGUCUAGGAACUGUUUGCCCCCAAGCAAGCUUACUUCAGUAUGGCGUAUUUUUCAUUGGCCUCUAUAUGAUGGCCCUAGGGACCGGAGGCAUCAAACCUUGUGUCUCCUCCUUUGGAGCUGAUCAAUUUGAUGACAGUGACCCAGUAGAGAGAGCAAAGAAGACUUCCUUCUUCAAUUGGUUCUACUUCUGUAUAAGUAUGGGAUCAUUCAUCUCAGGCACUAUCAUAGUGUGGAUACAAGAUAACUCUGGUUGGGGGAUAGGAUUUGCCAUUCCUACUAUAUCUAUGGCACUAGCUAUUGGAUGCUUCUUUGCAGCCUCAAAUAUUUAUCGAUACCAGAAACCGGGUGGGAGCCCACUCACAAGAGUGUGUCAGGUGGUUGUAGCAGCAUUCCAUAAGCAUCAUGCCGAAUUGCCAAAUGAUAUGUCUCUUCUAUACGAAGUUGAUGGCCAAACUUCAGCCAUUGAGGGAAGCCGGAAGCUGGAGCACACAAAUGAACUCAAGUUCCUCGAUCGAGCUGCCAUUAUCUCAUCUGCUGAUGUGAAGAGUGAAUCUUCUACAGACCCAUGGAAGCUUUGCACAGUUACCCAGGUGGAAGAACUGAAGAUCCUUGUAAGAAUGUUUCCCAUCUGGGCCACCACUAUCAUAUUCAGUGCUGUGUAUGCCCAAAACUCUUCCCUGUUUGUAGAGCAGGGCAUGGUUCUUGACAAGCGGGUUGGACCUUUCAACAUUCCACCUGCAUCCCUCUCAACUUUCGAUGUUAUCAGUGUCAUCAUCUGGAUUCCACUUUAUGACCGCAUUCUUGUGCCAAUAGCUAGAAAGUUCACGGGAAAGGAGAAGGGUUUUUCUGAGCUACAGCGGAUUGGAAUUGGAUUGGUCCUAUCCAUUCUCGCGAUGGUAUCUGCAGCUCUUGUUGAGUUGAAGCGUUUAGAGGUUGCUAGGUCUGAAGGUCUUAUUCAUGAGAAGGUUGAUGUUCCGAUGAGCAUUCUUUGGCAAAUACCACAGUAUUUCUUGGUUGGUGCUGCUGAGGUAUUCACUGCUAUAGGCCAAGUUGACUUCUUCUACGAUCAGGGUCCAGAUGCCAUGAGGAGUUUAUGUAGUGCAUUCGCGCUUGUUACAGUUUCACUGGGGGACUAUGUAAGCUCAAUCAUACUGACGCUGGUUUCAUACAUUACAACUCAAGGAGGAGAUCCUGGAUGGAUACCUGAUAACCUGAACGAAGGCCAUCUCGACCGGUUCUUUUGGUUGAUUGCAGGGAUAAGCUUUGUUAAUUUUGUGCUUUUUGUUGGUUGUGCUUCAAGAUACAGAUAUAAGAAAGCCCAGUAACUAUAUUACAAUGUAUAGUCAGUUACUGUAAUUUAGUUUCACAUUCAUCAAAUGCAAUGGAUUGUGCAGAUAAUCAGCAUCUUCAUCUAGGUUCCCAUUUGUGGCCGCAUUCUCAUCCCAAUAGCUAGAAAAAUCAAUGGAAAGGAAAAUAGGUUUUCUGAGCUACAGCGGAUGGGAACUGGAUUAGUCCUGUCCAUUCUUGCACUGGUAUCUGCAGCUCUUGUUGAAUUGAAGUGUUUAGAUAUUGCCAGAUCUGAAGGUCCUAUACAUGAGAAGGCUUCCAAUGAGCAUUCUUUGGCAAAUAGCACAGUAUUUCUUGGUCGGUGCAUCUGAGGUGUUUACUUCUAUAGGCCAAGUCGAGUUCUUCUACGAUCAGGUCCCAGAUGCUAUGAGGAGUUUAUUUAGCGCAUUUGCACCUGUAACAGUCUCACUGGGAAGCUAUGUAAGCUCGAUCCCUGACUACCUGAAUGAAGGCCAUCUCGACCGGUUCUUUUGGUUGAUUGCAGGGAUAAACUUUGUGAAUUUGAUGGUUUACAUUGGUUGUGAUGUGAGAUACGGAUAUAAGAAAGCCUCAUAAUCGUAUUUACAUGAAGUUCUUAGAGUAA
Messenger RNA from Setaria italica (foxtail millet), 2724 nucleotides. Its product is annotated as protein NRT1/ PTR FAMILY 8.3. The transcript is spliced from 5 exons. Gene Ontology annotation, molecular function: transmembrane transporter activity. Lineage: Eukaryota; Viridiplantae; Streptophyta; Magnoliopsida; Poales; Poaceae. Gene Ontology annotation, cellular component: membrane. Gene Ontology annotation, biological process: transmembrane transport; oligopeptide transport. The coding region runs from base 485 to 2119 and encodes 544 amino acids. The record is from RefSeq and is a predicted model, not a curated record.